AUGACGGCGUCUUUCUCGCCGGCGUGGGCUCUUGUCGUACUGCUCGCCGCAGUCGGCUCCGUCUCCCUCGCAUCCGCCUCCGCCUCCGUCGCCGACGCAGCCGUGGGCGCCGACGUGCCGCACCGGGUGAGCCUCGGCUGCGCCGGCGCGGCCGACAUCGCCAUCGAGCAGGGCCCGGGGACGACGCUGCCCAGCGGGAUCCCGUCCUACACGGUGGACAUAAUCAACCGCUGCUCCGGCGCCGGGCGCCGCGCCGACUGCGCCAUCUCUGGCAUCCACGUGCGCUGCGGCUGGUUCAGCUCCGUCACCCUCGUCGAGCCGACCAAGUUCCGGCGGGUGGCGCCCGACGACUGCCUCGUCAACGACGGCAAGCCGCUCUUGGCCGACGACACCAUCUCCUUCGAGUACGCCAAUUCCUUCGCCUACAAGCUCUCCGUCGCCAAGGCCAGCUGCGUCCACCCGGCCGCCGACACCUCCGACUAG
This is a messenger RNA of Hordeum vulgare subsp. vulgare (domesticated barley), 483 nucleotides long. Its product is annotated as TPD1 protein homolog 1A-like. The record is from RefSeq and is a predicted model, not a curated record. The transcript is spliced from 2 exons. Gene Ontology annotation, biological process: cell fate determination. Bases 1 to 483 code for a protein of 160 amino acids. Lineage: Eukaryota; Viridiplantae; Streptophyta; Magnoliopsida; Poales; Poaceae.